AUGCAUAAUCUGCCUAGCAGCGAUACAGUGACUGCGGAAUAUUUGUCUAAUACACCUCGUCAUACUUCACCUUCCGGCAGUGAUAUUGGUUUACACUCUCAUGAUGCUGCGCCGAACGAACGACGACAUCCGCGCAUAGAACCCGCUGCAAUUCCAAAUAGCGUGACAGAAUGUGACGAGGAAAAGCUUACAGCAAGGACUCGAUCUCGAGAAUCACCGACUCCAGUUGCUCCUCCUCCUGGCGGCCCUCCAGAUGGAGGGUUUCGGGCAUGGAGCACUGUUGUCGGUGGCUUCUGCGGUAUGUUCGUUAGCUUUGGUUGGAUCAGCUGCAUUGGUGUCUUCAUUGAUUACUAUAAAACUCACCAGCUGAAGAAUGUGGCCACCAGCGCCAUCACAUGGAUUACUUCGCUGGAGUAUUUCAUGAUGUUUUUCGGGGGCCCAUUUGUGGGGGUUCUAUUUGACAAUUUCGGUCCACGAUGGCUCAUCUUAGCGGGCUCAUUCUUCCAUAUAUUCGGGCUGAUGAUGAUCUCCAUCUCGAAGGAAUACUAUCAAUUUUUCCUUGCCCAGGGUAUCUGCAGCCCCAUAGGCACAGCCGCUCUGUUCCAUUGCAGCAUAACCUCCGUAAACACCUGGUUCCGACGCCGUCGUGCCCUCGCUCUGGGUGUCACAUUCAGCGGCUCCGGCUUUGGCGGGAUCAUCUUCCCAAUCAUGAUAACUCGCAUCAUAUCAGUUCUCGACUUUGGAUGGGCCAUCCGGAUCUGCGCAUUCACCAGUCUCUUCCUACUCGUUAUUACCAAUCUCACCGUGAGCUCAAGACUCAACCACCAGAAGAAGACGCCAUUAUGCCGCCCUCUCGACUUCGUUCGCCCCCUCCGUUCGGUCCCAUUUGUCCUCACAAGCGCAGCAACGUUCUUUUUAUAUUGGGGUCUGUUCCUCCCCUUUGCUUUCAUCCCUACACAGGCUCAACGAUAUGGCAUGUCGGCAUACUUGGCAUCAUACUUAAUCGCCAUUCUAAACGCAGGAAGCGUCUUUGGCCGCAUCAUUCCUCCCUGGCUAGCCGACCACUUCGGCCGCUUCAACCUGAUGAUCCUCACGAGCAUAGUAUCCAUAAUCCUCGUGCUAGCGCUAUGGCUUCCUUCGCGCACAAACAGCACCGCAAUAGUCUUUACAGUACUCUACGGAUUCAGUAGCGGGUCUGCCGUCUCACUAGCCCCUGCUCUCGUGGCACAGAUAUCCGAAAUCCGGGAAAUCGGCGUGCGCAGUGGGACGUAUUUUGCCAUUGCGGCAUUCGCGGCGUUGACGGGCACUCCAAUUGCCGGGGCACUUUUGCCGGACCCUCUAGGUGGGAGUUAUUUGGGUCUUGAGCUUUUCUGCGCGGCGACAAUGGCUGUUGGGGCUGUUUUGUAUGUUUUGGCGAGAGGGGUUGUCCCGCAUGGGGGUUGGAGGAUUGGGAUCAGGGUCUAG
Molecule: messenger RNA, 1464 nt
Organism: Aspergillus versicolor CBS 583.65
Lineage: Eukaryota; Fungi; Ascomycota; Eurotiomycetes; Eurotiales; Aspergillaceae
Product: MCT family MFS transporter
Exons: 4
Coding region: 1-1464 (487 amino acids)
Biological process (GO): transmembrane transport
Cellular component (GO): fungal-type vacuole membrane
Molecular function (GO): transmembrane transporter activity
Source: RefSeq, a predicted model, not a curated record